Messenger RNA from Bubalus bubalis (water buffalo), 6250 nucleotides. It is a transcript of the gene GXYLT2, whose product is annotated as glucoside xylosyltransferase 2. The transcript is spliced from 7 exons. Lineage: Eukaryota; Metazoa; Chordata; Mammalia; Artiodactyla; Bovidae. The record is from RefSeq and is a predicted model, not a curated record. Gene Ontology annotation, molecular function: UDP-xylosyltransferase activity. The coding region runs from base 132 to 1463 and encodes 443 amino acids. Gene Ontology annotation, biological process: protein O-linked glycosylation via N-acetylgalactosamine.
GGGACCCCAGUCCCCGGCGGGCGGGCGGAGGAGGCGGCCGCCGCGCGCCGCUGCCCUCUCCCCGCCGCCCGGGGUGGCGCGAUGCUCAGAGGGGCCCGGUCGCCCGGGGGCCGCCGCCGCCGCGCCGCACCAUGAAGCUCCGCAACAAGGCGGCGGCGCUGCUCCUGCUCGCGCUGGCCGCGCUCCUGCUGGCGCUUCUGUCCCUGCGCGCCGGCCGCGCCGCACCCCCAGCGCCCCUCGCGCGCCCCGCAUCCACCCCGCCGCGCCGCGCCGCGCCGGCCCCCGCGCGCCUCCCGGGCUGGAGCGCCUUCCCGGGGGCCGGCCUGAGCGCUCGUCGGCGCCGGCCUCCGCGUCUGCGCCCCCGAGCCGGCCGUCGGGGCGCCGUGAGCCUGAAGAAGUCGGCGAGGAGGCCUGGAGAACUCAGGAGUUUCCAAGCUGUGCUGCCGCCUGAGCUCUGGAUCCACUUGGCGGUGGUGGCCUGUGGCAAUCGGCUGGAGGAGACGCUUGUCAUGCUCAAAUCUGCCGUGCUGUUUAGCCACAGGAAGAUGCAAUUUCACAUCUUCACUGAGGAAUCUCUGAAGCCUGAGUUUGAUAAGCAGCUUCGACAGUGGCCUGACUCAUAUACAAAGAAGUUUGAGCACAGAAUCUACCCCAUCACAUUUUCGGCUGGAAACCCUCAGGAAUGGAAGAAAUUAUUCAAACCCUGUGCUGCCCAGAGACUCUUUCUUCCGGUAAUUUUAAAGGAUGUGGACUCCCUUCUCUACGUGGACACCGAUGUUCUCUUUCUGAGACCUGUUGAUGACAUCUGGAAGCUUCUGAGGCAGUUUAAUUCCACGCAGCUUGCAGCCAUGGCCCCCGAGCAUGAAAUCCCCAAGAUUGGCUGGUACAGCCGCUUUGCCCGGCACCCUUUCUAUGGCUCCGCGGGGGUUAACUCAGGAGUCAUGCUAAUGAAUUUAACUCGGAUAAGAAGUGCCCAGUUCAAGAACAGCAUGAUUUCAACAGGGUUGGCUUGGAAGGACAUGCUGUACCCUCUCUACCAGAAGUACAAGAAUGCCAUCACGUGGGGAGACCAGGACUUAUUAAAUAUUAUUUUUUAUUUCAACCCAGAGUGUCUCUACGUGUUCCCCUGCCAGUGGAACUACCGUCCUGAUCACUGCAUGUAUGGAAGCAAUUGCAGAGAGGCAGAGCGGGAAGGUGUGUCUGUCCUGCAUGGGAAUCGAGGUGUCUACCAUGACGAGAAGCAGCCAACUUUCAAAGCACUCUAUGAGGCGAUCCGAGACUUUCCCUUUCAAGACAAUCUCUUUCAAUCCAUGUAUUACCCUCUUCAGCUGAAGUUUUUGGAGACUGUGCACACUUUAUGUGGACGAAUUCCACAAGUUUUUCUGAAGCAAAUUGAGAAAACAAUGAAAAGGGCCUAUGAGAAACACGUCAUCAUCCAUGUUGGCCCCAACCAGAUGCACUGAGUCACAAGUCAAUUAGGCAUCUCAUGAACGAGGAAAUAUUCAUCUUCAAGCUGCCUGGAUCUCUUUUAUGUGAAUAUUUCAUGGUGCUCUAUGACAAUUGAGUUUUAAAAGCCUUGUUAAAUAUUGCUAAAUUAGUUGCCCCAAAAGGAAAUAUGCUUUAGGUUUUUCCUAAUAUGCUAUUUAUCUCUCUGUUGUUUUUUUUUAAUGGUAUUAUUGCUCACUUAACAUUGUUGAAGCAGGUUGAGCUAGCUGUGAAAAGGAACUCUCGUGAGCCCUCCAGUUUCCAAGUGUCAAGAGACAAUGGCAGUGACAUCUGUUGUGGUGUAUUUUAUCCAAUUUUCUUGAGACUCUUUCUAUGCAAUUGGUUCCCCCACUCCUUGUUAUAAAAGUAAUACAUGCUUAUUAUAAAGCAAACAAACUUUAAAAAAUUUUAGAGGGUCUAUAGGUCAGUGGACCAAAAUCAAGAUGAGAUUAGCCAUAAUCCUAUCAACUAGGGAAAAGAUUUUUUAGUGUAGUCUCAUGUAGCCUUUUUCCCCCUACUUCUGUAUUUAUUUGCUGCUUGUCUUUUCCAUCAUAUAACGUAUCUAAAACAGGUAGUCUAAGUAAAACUUGAACCCUAUGCUGAGAUUUAUUAUGUAGGAGACUAAAAAUUUAGACAAAAUGAUUAUGUUUACAGUGCUUUAUUUAAAAUGUGUCUGGGACAGAGAAGCUCAUCAAGAUUAGGAGACCGCUUGAGAUGAGAUUAAGGGAGUGCAAACUGUGCACACACCCUAGUCUUGUCAGAGAUCCCACCAUUGAACCAUUGUUAUAAAGAAAGUGAAAGUGAAGUUGCUCAGUCCACUCUUUGCGACCCCGUGGACUAUAGCCCACCAUGCUUCUCUGUCCAUGGGAUUUUCCAGGCAAGAGUAUUGGAGUGGGUUGCCAUUUCCUUCUCCAGAGGAUCUUCCCGACCCAGGGAUCGAAUCCAGGUCAACCCCUCAUCAAUUCUUUAAGGUUGAGGCACUUAGGUUUUCAGGCAGGAGCCAGCUAUGUCCCCCUUUGCCUGGCAAAGUAAUAAAGCUAUCCUUUUCUACUUAAAAAAUAAUAUGGGAGGAGCAUUCAAAUUUUAGCUAAUUGGGCAGUGAUAAAGGGUGAAGCCUAUCUGGGUUUUUUUUUUUGGUUUGUUUUUUUAAUAAAAAUUGUUGUUGUUUAGUCGCCAAGUUGUGUCCAACUCUGUGAGACCCCAAGGACUGCAGCAUGCCAGGCUUCCCUGCCCUUCACUAUCUCCCGGAGUUUGCUCAAACUCCUGUCCAUUGAGUCAGUGAUCUUAUCCAAGCAUCUUUUCCCCAGUCAUAAGACAUGUCUAUUCAGCUUCUGAAAGGAGAAAUUCAGUAGUGAUGUUAAACCUAAGCAGUCUGUUUAGUAGAGAUGUGAUUUUGUGUUUUAAAGUGAAAGUGAACAUGAAGUCGCUCAGUUGUGUCUGACUCUUUGCGACCCCAGGGACUGUAGCCUACCAGGCUCCACUGUCCAUGGGAUUUCCCAAGCAAUAGGACUGGAGUGGAUUGCCAUUUCCUUCUCCAGGGGAUCUUCCCGACCCAGGGAUCAAACCUGGGUCUCCUGCAUUGUAGACAGACGCUUUACCGUCUGAGCCAAACAAAAGCAUUUUAUCUCUACUUUGGUAGGUGUGGCUGUGUCUCUUUAAACUCUUGGGCAAAGGUGGAAAUUAAAGGCCAAGUUGGAAUAUAAUAUGUACAAAUAAACAGUUCAAUGGAUUCCAUUGGCAAGAAAAUUCAUCUUCCUGCCAGCCUUAGAAAGAUCUCAGUUGUUUUUUUUUUUUUUCCCUUCUCUAGGGUUAUCUAGCUGUGAGCCAAGGGACCAGGCAGGUCUUAUCACCUAGCUACAGUACAGGAAGUUCUAUAUUCUUUACCCAAAGGGAUCUAACUUAAUCCCUAGUGGCUGCUAUUAGCAUAAGGGCAUUUUGCAUAAUGCUUUAUUUAUCUCUCCAAACAUGUGCAUAAUUGAUCUCCUUGAUGUUUGCAACAGCCUAAUGAACUUGGUAGGGACCUGCAUCAUCUCCACUGGGCAAAUAAGGAAAUUGUAAUACAAGGAAACAUAUCCAAUAUCAUUACUGUUCUAUAAGAUGCAUAGAUAUGUAUAAGAUACAUCCUGUUUUACAGAGAAAUUUUGAGGAACAAAAAUUUUUAUUUUUCAUCACAGACAGCUAUCUGAAGGUUUAAAAGGAAAAUGUUUUGUUUUGGUAAUGCAAAUAUGAUAGAUAUCCUAUAUACUGGAAGGCAGUAGGAUAUCAUAGGGCUUCCUUGGUGGCUCAGAUGGUAAAGCGUCUGCCUGCAAUGCAGGAGACCCGGGUUUGAUCCCUAGGUUGGGAAGAUCCCCUGGAGAAGGAAAUGGCAACCCACUCCAGUGCACUUGCCUGGAAAAUCCCAUGGAUGGAGAAGCCUGGUAGGCUACAGUCCAUGGGGUCACAAAGAGUUGGACACAACUGAGUGAUGGCUUCUAUAACAGCAGAAAAAGUCUUACCAUGAAAAAAAAAAAAAAACUACAAAAACAUCAGCACUACCAAAGAAUGUAUCAGGAUCAAUCAACAUUAGUAUGCAGCAGUGUACAGUAGUAACAAAUUUAAAUCUAAAAUGGUUGAGUAAUAACCCAUACUUUCCUUUUGACAAGUUGGAUGGCCUGUGGUUUGUUAUUUAUGUUAAGGGAAAUUACCAUUAUGAUGUGAAACUCUAUCUUUGCUGUUGUAUUUUAUGUUUCCUCAUUUUACCACUAAAGGGGACAUCAUUCAUUAUUUGAUUUCUAAAGCCUGUGGGAGAAUUUCUGGAUUGUUUUUGGAUGGGGAAAAUGUAUCCUGUGUACCCACAAAUGGAGUUUUGGUGAAAGAGCCAGGAUGUGAGAUGAUUCCCUGACUUCCAUUCAGGUUUUCUUCCUGCUUGUUCAAUAUGGCCUCUAACCCCCACCGAUGCCAUUCAGAUUUGUUGGUGGCUUAUAGUCCAGUGUUCUUGCCUGGAGAAUCCCAGGGACGGUGGAGCCUGGUGGGCUGCUGUCUCUGGGGUCGCACAGAGUCGGACACGACUGAAGCAACUUAGCAGCAGCAGCAGCAGCAUAGACCUGAAGUAGUUUCUUUCCUCUCUUGGCAAGCCCCACAAAAACAUCUGCUUGUAAAGACCUGAAAUACAGCGAUGCAUUUUCCUGCAUAAGCCAGGUUUACCCACAACUUUCAAUUAUUGGUUCUAGUCUGAAGAUACACAAUAGGGUUUCCAGCAAAGAUCAGUGAUAAGACUCUAGAACAUUCUAGAAUGAUGCAUUAUGAGACCAUGAAUCCUUAGAAUUUGGUGUGGUUUUCUGCUUUGAAAUUCCUUUGCUGUAUUCUGAAAGAUGUUAGAUGAGUUUGGUGGAGAAUUUAGAAAAACUGAUCUUCCAAUCCCCACUGCCUAAAAGUGCUAAUUAUUUUCUAUAGUUAGCAUGUUACCCAUGUGGCAGUAUUUUCUCUACUUCUGAUAAUUUCCAUAAAACUACUACAUUAACGCCUUUGAAAUAUGAUAACCACAGAUUUUAAUACAGCGAACUCCUGAAACUUGUGGUCUGAAGUCUGCCAAAAAGUGACACUGUCCCAUCUGGCACAUUGCUCAUCUGUGGGAUGAGCUUGAGACUGGGUUUUUUCUACCCUCCUAUCUUGACCUGUCCUUUCCUGGUUUCCUUUAAAAUUCUGCUUAAUGCAUGACUGCAGAGUAUCAUUGGAGAAUGCAAGAACACUUUUUAAUAGCAAAAUGUAGUAUUUUUGUGUGCAUGGAUAUUGAGACUUUCAAUAGCAAAUCACUAGAAAUUCUGACCAUAUUUUUCUUGCUGAGUUUUUCUUUUCCCAAUAUAAAUCUCUGGAAUUGUGACUUACAUUAGAAAUUCCAAUAUUUGAAAAAUUGGCUAGAAAAUCUAAGUUUUCUUUCAACUUCCAAAACAACAAUUUAGUAUUUAGGAUAUAUUGCUCCAAGCUUAACUAUUUAUUUGAAAUGUCUAUUCCAUAUUCAGUGCUUCCACUCCAAAUGGUUGUGACUUUUCCUGAAUUUGUUGUCGACAUGGAUGUUUAUAUGGACUUGUAGAGGUUUGUAUUUAUUUCAUUGCAGUUAUGGUGUUUAUAAAACAAGCAAGCCAUACAAAACCUUAUUCACAGUCACAGAAUAGUGAUCUAAUAAUGGAGUAAUCAUUCCAGCUCACCCUGAAGGUGACACAACAUACAUACAAACUUAGGAUUAGAUAUAAUACUGCUUAAUACUUAUACAAAAAAGAUGAAUCGCAUGUGUUGGAUAAACCAACAUGAACAUGAUUUCAUGAUUGAAUUCAGAAUUAUGUUUAAUGUCAUAAGAGUAUAAAUCGUGAUAUCUUCGUUUAUUAGUAUGGGAAGCAAUCGCUUUUAUGUCUUUCCAUUUCUCUCCUGCUUUUUCAUCUUCCUCUUUUUCAUUUUUGCCUUUCCCUUCCUGUCUUCGAUGUUAGCUUCUCAGUGGGACCAAGGUGCUUGGCAUCAGUGGCAGAGCCACAGCACUUGGGGAAUCCCUGUACGGACAGAACUAAGUUCUGAUCCUAAAAUCAAAUCUUUACCGUGACAAUUUUCCAAAAACUUUAAAAAAAUUGCACAAUAUGUACACACACACAUGCACCUCACAUGUUUUUUAAAGAAAGACCCAGCAUUUGUUGCACUCUGCAAAUUGGAGAUCAUUGAUAGUGACACCUGAGCUGAAAUCAUUUCACAGUUGCUGCGCUGGCAUUUAUUGGGUUAACCGCCCCUCCCCCCCCCCCCC